AUGGCACAUUGGUUUCAUCGAAAUCCGAUCAAAGCAACAGAACAUGUAGAUUUUCAGCUCAAAGCAAUCCUUACCACUUCACAAGCAUCGAAAAUUUGCAAUGAGCUCCGAUUAAGGCGUAGUCAUCUUUUGGAGCAUUUCAAGAGUGCUAGUAAUGAUAUGAGUGUAUUAGAAGAUGACUUCAAGCAGUAUCUAUCACUAUUUAGUGGUUUUGUAUUUGCCAUUGAUCAUGAUAAAGUUACCGAUAUGAAAACUAGCAAACUUGCCGCACUUCUUCGAUUUCGAUGGAGUAAUUCGAUGCUUGGUAUAGUAGCAACUGAAGUUAGUGACAGUUGGUAUGAAGUGCUAAAUAUGUGUGUAAAUAUGGCAUUAUGGCUGUCGAAACAUGCAGCAUGGAUUGCGGCAAAAGAUGAAGUAUUUGAAGGUGAUGCUAAAAAAGCACAUACUUGUUUACGACGUGCUGCUGGAAUAUUGAUUUAUGUACGCGAAAAUACUGAUAGAGUAACAGGAUUAACUUCAUUCCCGGGUUCUGAUUUUGAUCAAGCAGUACUUACCGCAUACAUCAAUCAGUUCACAGCUGAAGCGCAAGAAAUUACUAUGGCACGUGCUAUCGAAUUAAAACAUAGUCCUAGCUUAAUUACAGCAUUGGCUUAUGAGACAAGCCAUUUGUUCAAUCAAGCAGAUGAAAGUCUUGGAAAAUUGGAUCAAUCAUUGUUUAGAAAGUGGCGUUUUUAUCUUCAAUUAAAAUCGCAAAUAUAUACAGCAUAUGCUUAUGCUUUUUUGGGUGAAAAUCUUCUAUCUCAAAAUAAAUGUGGCGAUGCAGUAAGAGCAUGCAGAGAGGGUGUUUCAUGUUUUGAUGUUGCAAUCGAUUUUGCUGAAAAGUAUCGUAAGGCUAAUGGACCAGGAAUCACUGUAAAACCUGAUUCGCAUUUGUUUUUCCGCCGUAUUCGACCACUACUUGAACGACAUAUGGAAAAAGCUGAACGUGAAAAUGGUUUUAUAUAUCAUCAGAAGGUACCGGAUAUAUGUCCAGAACUCGAAAGAAAACCAACUUUUGGUUUGGUUCAAGCGGAGCCAUUCACAAUUCCAAGCAUUAGUCCGGUAAUCGAUUGUUAUCAUUCAGUUUUAAUUUCUUAA
This is a messenger RNA of Brugia malayi, 1137 nucleotides long. RefSeq lists its product as uncharacterized. The coding region runs from base 1 to 1137 and encodes 378 amino acids. NCBI's taxonomy places the organism in Eukaryota, Metazoa, Nematoda, Chromadorea, Rhabditida, Onchocercidae. The record is from RefSeq and is a predicted model, not a curated record. The transcript is spliced from 6 exons.